Messenger RNA from Capra hircus (goat), 1164 nucleotides. It is a transcript of the gene CETN2, whose product is annotated as centrin 2. Gene Ontology annotation, biological process: nucleotide-excision repair; centriole replication; mitotic cell cycle. The transcript is spliced from 5 exons. The coding region runs from base 24 to 638 and encodes 204 amino acids. Gene Ontology annotation, cellular component: centrosome; centriole. The record is from RefSeq and is a predicted model, not a curated record. Gene Ontology annotation, molecular function: calcium ion binding. NCBI's taxonomy places the organism in Eukaryota, Metazoa, Chordata, Mammalia, Artiodactyla, Bovidae.
GAGCGGCGGCUAGCGGUCCGCCAAUGGGGAGCGAGGCCACGCGCGCGGGGCGGUGGGAACUGCGCAGAGUCGGUGUGUACGUCGGUUGCCGUAACAACGGGAAGUGGAAUCCAUCCGGGAUGGCCUCUAACUUUAAGAAGGCAAACAUGGCAUCAACUACCCAGCGAAAAAGGAUGAGUCCUAAACCUGAGCUUACCGAAGAGCAGAAACAGGAAAUUCGAGAAGCCUUCGAUCUCUUUGAUGCUGACGGAACUGGGACAAUUGAUGUUAAGGAACUUAAGGUGGCAAUGAGGGCCCUGGGCUUUGAACCGAAAAAAGAAGAGAUCAAGAAAAUGAUAAGCGAAAUUGAUAAGGAAGGGACAGGAAAAAUGAACUUUAGUGACUUUUUAACUGUGAUGACUCAGAAAAUGUCUGAGAAGGAUACCAAAGAAGAAAUCUUGAAAGCCUUCAAGCUCUUUGAUGAUGAUGAGACUGGGAAGAUAUCAUUCAAAAACCUCAAACGUGUGGCCAAGGAGUUGGGUGAGAACCUCUCUGACGAGGAGCUGCAGGAAAUGAUUGAUGAAGCUGAUCGAGAUGGAGACGGAGAAGUCAAUGAGCAGGAGUUCCUGCGCAUUAUGAAGAAGACGAGCCUUUAUUAAAAUCAGUCUCAGCUUUUCUACCAUGAGCACAGGGAACUCGGUUUAGUGCCUGCCGUUGUGUGAAGCCUGGUUUUUGAAAAUGUAAAUUAUUUUUUUUUCCCCACUGACGUCUCGAUAUAACUUUAGUAACAACUCUAAAUCUAUUUUCAACUUUUGAAAGUGUUCUUUGAAAUUGAGGUUGUUUGUAAGGUUACUGGGUGACUGCUUUAAUUCCCCAGGGCAGAACAAAAGCAUGUUAGAAUGGAGAAAAGGGUCUUUGAGCUUUCACCCACCUGCCAUUCUGCCUUGUAUUGCUUAACUCUUGUCCUGCAUUCCCACAUUUAUGCCACUGCCAAACAACUUCUCAAGCACACAUUGUACCCAUGUCACCACAAGCAGAGAGCAUCUCUUCAAUGGUUCCAAUUUUAAUUGACACCUGAGUACAGCUUUCUCUUUUAUAAAACCCAGUGAACUCUUCCUUGCAUUUGGAUGUGUGUGUAUGUAUGGGCUAUUUGUUUUAUCUUCAAAUAAAGCCUUUCUUAUUUGA